Drosophila innubila is the source of this 1088-nucleotide messenger RNA. RefSeq names its product ubiquitin-conjugating enzyme E2 C (gene vih). Lineage: Eukaryota; Metazoa; Arthropoda; Insecta; Diptera; Drosophilidae. Bases 165 to 695 code for a protein of 176 amino acids. The record is from RefSeq and is a predicted model, not a curated record. The transcript has 2 exons.
CUGUGCACGCUGGAAUCAACACUGUGUUGUCUCCAUCCAUUUUGUUUUAGUGAAAAAAGAUUCUGAAAAGUAACAGACGCGCAGUAACAAAAUUUACAUUGCAGUAUAAUUAGUGAAACAUUUAGCAUAUUCCACAACUAACUAAAUUCCCGGAGUGCAGAGCAAUGGCACAAAACAUCAGCCCUGAACAGAGUGGUGCUGGUGGCAGUAGCAAACACAGCGAUGACUCGCUGCCUGUCAAAGACAAUCAUGCUGUGAGCAAAAGACUGCAGAAAGAACUCAUGAACCUAAUGAUAGCCAACGAGAAAGGGAUAUCGGCAUUUCCGGAUGGCGAAAACAUCUUUAAAUGGGUCGGCACCAUUGCGGGUCCAUUGAACACUGUGUAUGCGAGCCAGACAUAUCGUUUAUCGCUCGACUUUCCUAAUUCUUAUCCGUAUGCCGCGCCAGUGGUUAAAUUCCUCACUCCAUGCUUUCAUCCCAACGUCGAUUUGCAGGGCGCCAUUUGCCUGGAUAUAUUAAAGGACAAGUGGUCAGCGCUGUAUGAUGUGCGCACCAUAUUGUUGUCGAUACAGUCGCUGCUCGGCGAGCCAAAUAAUGAGAGUCCACUUAACGCGCAGGCCGCAAUGAUGUGGAAUGAUCAAAAGGAGUACAAAAAAUACCUAGACGCAUUCUAUGAGAAGCACAAGGACACCUAAAAAGAGAAACACCAAGACCGUUUAUCCUCAUUCUAUGCUCAUAUUGCGGCGUAUUUAUUUACAUUUGUAUGUACGGUGCAUGCAACACCUACACACACACACACACACCACUCAUACUCCCCCGCCCUCCACAUCCUCUCUCUAUAUUAGUUAAUGCUGAUUUGGCACAUAGGCAUUUCUUUUCUCCAACUGCUGUCAUUGAUAGACGCGACUCGUUUCGAUUCUCCAAUUUUUUUAAAAAUAUUUUCCAACAAAUUAAUUAUAUAUAAUGUAAUGGUAUAUGUAUGUAAUUCUCAAAACCGUCUGUUUCAUUAAGCUUAAGCCUGAGUUGUAGUUAAUUGUUUUUAUAAAUGAUUUUUGAAAAUAUGUAAACGGGCUUGUGCCAUAAAUUUG